AUGUCGGCCGAAGCGACCGCCGCACCGGCGCCUGAGCACGCUGCUGUUCAGCUCGAUGUCGUCGCAACUGAGCCACCGCAUGCUAAAAGCUCCUCCCCCAAACCCACCAUGGGCCUGCACUCGCCACCGGAUAGCGACAAAUUGAAACUCGAUGGUAGCGAUUCUGAACUUAGUGAUCUCGAGGACCCUGAGCCCGAUCCAACACUUGACCACCUUCAGCAGCCAUCUCAGCCAUCUGAGCCCGUCGAAACCGCCCACGAUGCGGCACCCGACGACAAUCACAAGGUCGAACCCGACGCUGAACCCGAACCCGUUGAAGAUAUCGGUGAGGUUUUGCCAGAUCAUUGGUCCGGCACCGUCCCUGUCUUCAAACCUGACAUGCGACAAUUCAAGGACUUUAAGCUGUUUAUGGAAAAGAUUGAUCAUUACGGUAUGAAGUCUGGGAUCGUCAAGAUCAUUCCUCCCGCCGAUUGGAAGGAGAAACUACCGGACUACCACGAACUCGUCAAACAGAUCCGCGUACGGGAGCCCAUCAAGCAAGACAUCAUGGGCUCAAAUGGAACCUAUCGACAAAUGAACAUUCUUCAUCAGCGCUCGUACAAUCUUCCGCAAUGGCGCCAGCUCUGUGAUCAGAGCGAGCACCAGCCCCCUGCCAGACGGGGUGAGCGUCGAGCCAAUGCAGACAAGGCGAGGCCCGCAACCAGGUCUAAACCAGCCUCGUCCUCAGGCGCGCCCUCUGCGUCUAAGGGACGCAGCGGCCGUGCCACGAGAGGAAGGGGCAGGAAGGCCAAGAAUGCUGUAGGACAGGAGCGCCCCAUGACUCCGAUAUCGCCCAAGCCAGGCGAAGAUAUCAUGGAAUCUGUCGAACAAGACGAUCCGGAUGCAUCCAUGGACGUUGAUGAAGAAGAUGCGCCUCGAGCUCCCGGCAGAAUGGGCGGUGCCAGACAGCCCAAACCUCAAACCCAAUCCACCUCGGCGCGCAGAAAGUACUCCAGGAGGGAAGCCUCGGCUCGCAUUGACGAGGAAGCCUUCAAAGACUGGGAUUACAACAUGGACAUUUCGGAUUACACCCCUGAGCGAUGCGAAGAGCUCGAACGUAUCUACUGGAAGACGCUGACAUAUGCUCCUCCUCUGUACGGUGCCGAUCUGCUUGGCACGCUCUUUUCUGAAGACACCGAGAUGUGGAACCUGAACAAGCUGCCAAAUUUACUGGAUGUGCUUGGUAGCAAGAUUCCUGGAGUCAACACGGCAUAUCUCUACCUGGGAAUGUGGAAGGCUACAUUUGCUUGGCAUCUCGAGGAUGUUGAUUUGUACAGUAUCAACUAUCUUCAUUUUGGUGCCCCUAAGCAAUGGUACAGCAUUUCUCAGGGUGAUGCGCGUCGUUUUGAAACGGCCAUGAAAAGUAUAUGGCCGACUGAUGCCAAAGCUUGUGACCAGUUCCUGCGUCACAAGGCUUUUCUCAUCUCGCCGAGCCAUCUUCAAUCUCACUUCAAUAUCAAAGUGAACAAGGUCGUUUCAUAUCCUGGAGAAUUUGUCGUUACCUACCCUUAUGGUUAUCACUCAGGCUACAAUCUGGGCUACAACUGUGCGGAAGCAGUCAACUUUGCUUUGGAUUCCUGGCUGCCCAUGGGUCGAAUCGCCAAGAAGUGCGAAUGCGCUCAGGCACAGGAUAGUGUUUGGAUCGAUGUUCAUGAGAUCGAUCGCAAACUUCGGGGCGAGUCUACAGACUACGAAGAAACCGAAGAUGAAGAAGAAGAUGAGGAUGAUGAAGUCGACGACGAACAGGACACAUCGCAGAUGUCUAGCACCAUCAGGAUCAAGCAGCCGAAUCGUAAAAGGAAGCGUAUCGCUGUCGAUAAGGGCGACAGACAAACCAAGAAGAUCCGAUUGCGUGUCCGGGUCAAGACUCAGAUCGAGCCGCCGUGCUGUCUCUGCCCAAACACCGUCCUCGAUGCUGUGUUGCUGCCUACCGACGAUGGCCGAAAAGCGCACCGUAUGUGUGCCCUUUACGGUCCGGAAACAUGGAUCGAGACAGUGGACGGUCAGGAGAUUGUCACAAACGUUGCGAACAUUAGCAAGGCCCGCCUGGAGCUCAAGUGCUUGUACUGUCGCUCCAAGCGCGGCGCUUGCUUCCAAUGCUCUUACAGAAAAUGUGCUAGGUCUUACCACGCGACUUGUGCCGCAGCUGCCGGAGUCUUUGUUGAAGAGGGUGAAGUGCCUAUCUUUGGCGAAGAUGGUACUGAAUACAAGGAACAGGCUUUCGAGUUCAGCUGCCGUUUCCACCGUAGCAAGCGAGACAAGAAGCUCGAUGGCGAGGCACUGGAUGAUUGCAAGAAGAUCCAUGACGCUGCUGCCUCCCUUAAGCAGGGCGAAAUCGCCCAAUUCCAGCUGUACCGCGGCGAUAUCUUCGCCGGAGUUGUGGUGGAAAACAGAACCGAUGAGCAAACAGUGCUCAUCGAGGUCAUACCGAAUGGUGACCGUGUCGAGGUCGAGUGGAAAUGGCUUCUCGUACCAGAGCCAUCGGAUUUCCGACUACAGAAGGCCUCACCCAACGCCAUUCCGAUGCCCACGUCGCGACAAGCGAAAGAGAAAAUUAAUGCCACUAAACGCGCAGCUGAAGAGCUACCAAGAGCCCAAGACGAUUUCGUCGAUGGGUUCACCUGGGCAGAGUUCCAUACUGCCAAGAAUCCUACUAACAAAGUGCAGGUCAAGGUUGACUUUUCCAAAGAGAUGCAAAUUUGGCAUUAUCUCGGGAGGACAUCAACAGAAGCUCGAGCACAGUAUACGGACGAUGUCGCGAAACAGGUCCACAACUCAAAGAGUAACUUUCUGGACACGAUCCCGCGACCUCCUGCGCCUGUUGUUACUCGGCCUUGGCCAGUGCCCUAUAAUACGCCUGCCAAGGUUGACAGGCCCUACCAGUACAAGCCCAAGACGCCCGUUGUGCCAGAGUACAGCCCAUAUCACAACCAGCAGCAAAGCUCUAACCAAUUCUUUGUCUCUCCUCACCACGGCACCCAACCGCAGACAUACAGCGGUCAGCCGUAUACGGCCCAACAGUUUGCGCCGAAUACCCUUGCUGCAAAGCCGUUCCCUACCUCGACAUCUACAUUUGCUCCACAGCCUGGGCAAGGAGCCUUCUACGCGAACCAGUCCACGCCCAAGACUCUGCCUCGGCAACCUCAAGCAACGCCGAACACGGCUCCGCAACAGUCGCAGCAUAGACCGGGAGUUCUAUCCCAAUCGACCCCGAGGUCGACUCAACCACAGAAGUCGUCCACACCUCAUUCUGCUCCAGCUCAUUCGCGUAAUAAGUCUUUGCCCUUUGGCACAGAUCCGCGAUACAGAACCUCAUCUACGUAUGGCUCCGCCCGCUAUGACAAAGGCUCAAGCUCACCAUUCAGCUAUGGUAUUAUGCAACCACCGGGUCUCGGCGCGACGCCUUCGCCGCAGAACGGGCAGGUGUUCCAAGCACAGGCGAGGGAACGGUCCAGCUCGGCUGCGUCUGCCAUGUCUAUGCCCAUGACUUCAUCAGUAAUUGGACCUUCAGCGUCUACAAGUCUGGGCAGCGGCGGGCAGCCUCAGGUCGUCAAGCUGCCGAUUCCUCCUCGACCCCAACCGCCACCGCCGAGCGUUGUGCAAAAGUAUGCCUACUUUCAAGCUCACCACAACAGGGACUCGACCAAGUACCGGACACCGUAUGCUCCAUGGGGAGGUUUCACCAAUGGUUAUGAAGGUAAUCUACGAGCACACCUGAUGAAAACUCCAGAUGCAUUGUUCAGCUACAAGCAAUCUCCCGCCAUCCAACCCUCUGCAACUCAAACUCCUCCAUUACACAAUUCUGCAAAUGCACAAGGGGUGUCUACGGUCGCAGUCGAUCGCAUGUCGCAUACACCUCAACAUGACGCUCCUGCUCGCCAAUUAUCUUCUCCAGCAGUUGCACCCGCUCAGGCUACCCCUGGACCGCAAACCCCUAGUUCAGGUGGAUCCAACAUAUUGCAGACGGCUAGUGGACCCUAUGAUCCUGAAUCUGUACUUACCAAGCUACAUCCCGCCAUCCGAGCGCAAUAUGCAGCCAUGUUGCAGAGAAAACAGGCAGAGGAGCAGAUGCAGGCGCCAGCUAUUGCACAGGGCUAUACUCAGAAUUCUCCACCUUCCAGCGUGUCGGCUGAGCUCCAAUCGGCGCAGCAAGACAAUGUGCAGAACAGCAGAUCAGGUAGCAUCUCAGGCUUCCCGCGAACUAGUUAUGAGCAUCAAGCACAACACUAUACACCAAGUCCGCAAUCGUCGGUACAGCAUACGUAUCAAGCAUCUGGUGAUGCCUACCAGAAUCCGCCCGUUGCAUCUCAUCAUGCCAUGGACAUGGGUCCGUCCGUUGAGACAUCAAAGCAACCAAUCAAACAGCAAACCCCGAUUCCAGAGCAACGACCAGUACCUGCCACUCCAGUUGCGCAGCCGCGCCCUGUAGUCAUCAAGCAAACUCCCGUGCCACCACCUCGACCCUGGGAGCAAUUGCAAAGGACUACACCCAAGAGCAGCCCGGCGUUGCCUGUAUCACCACCAGCGGCAACAACAACACCAGCGACGACAACCGCUAAUGUGGAAAGUAAAGUUUUGGAUCCAGUACCUGAUUCCGGGCCCCAGCCCAUUAAUUCCCAGCCCGCAGAGCAGCUUCGAUCCAUUCCAGUUCAUCAACUUUCAGUAGACACCAAUCAAGAACCUGAGUCUCCCCAUGCCCUGGGCCAGACAUUCCCCGAGGUUCCGGCAGGCUCUUUUGACUUGGUCGAGGAAAUAAUCAGGAAUGCCAAGAGAGCCAGUGGAUCCGACUUUGCACACCUGUAA
Messenger RNA from Pestalotiopsis fici W106-1, 4842 nucleotides. RefSeq lists its product as uncharacterized. The record is from RefSeq and is a predicted model, not a curated record. Gene Ontology annotation, biological process: chromatin remodeling. Gene Ontology annotation, cellular component: nucleus. Gene Ontology annotation, molecular function: histone H3K36 demethylase activity; histone H3K9 demethylase activity. The transcript is spliced from 5 exons. Lineage: Eukaryota; Fungi; Ascomycota; Sordariomycetes; Amphisphaeriales; Sporocadaceae. Bases 1 to 4842 code for a protein of 1613 amino acids.